AUGGAAUCAAUCGUCUUUGCUGAAAUAUUGCCUAACGUUCGGUCAAUGAACAUGAGCGUUGGGUUACCUACUGAAAAAACAAGAUCGUCUUUCAAGCUUGGAAUAUACCCUUUAAGAAUUACUUUAGAGCAUAAAAAUAAAUCAACUGUACAAUGUCUACAGACAACACUGAACCUUCCACAGACUAUUGAAACUGACGAUAAGCCAAUUAUUACUACUUCACAAGAUAGUUUAGAUAUCAGAUUAAAAUUAAGAAGUUAUGUUCGCAAGAAACCUGCAAAACAACCGAGUGCCAAGGAUAUUCUUCCACCCUUUUCAGCAAGUGAGCUAACAAAGCUCAAAAACAUUCAAUGUGUUUAUUGUAAGAUACCUUUACUUAAAACGAACGCGUUUUCUAAAAUAAUGGAUAUGCCUUCAGAACAUUGGGCGGAACUAAUAGAGUGUUGGAUGUGUCAUCAGGAAGAUUAUCAACAAGCACGAAUGAAUGAUAUAAUUGUUAGAGAACAUAUUGGGUUGGUUGGCAAUACAUAUUUCUUGAUUCAUCCUAAAGAUGUUAAAAAUGAUGCUCUCGAAAUUGAAGAAAGAUUAGCCCAAGUGGAUUGGACCAAAGGUCUUUCUAAAAAAUGGAGGCCUCUAAAUUGUACCAGAUGUUUGUGUCCUAUCGGAGAAGGGUUAUAUCAAAUGACCAAGAAGAUGGAAGGAGAGAGUGACGCGUCAGAAUUAUCUUUACUAGCGAUUAAGCUUAAUAAACAGGCUAUUUUUGUUGAAUUAGAAAGUGAUACUAAUGAAUCAAUUACACGAAGAUAUCCAUUUAGUGCAUUUAUAGCUGCUGACCUCUUUGAGGCUGCAAAAGCGCAUGCUACUUAUCGCUUUAUAAUUGAAGGACAAAAUUCGAAUCAAACUUAUGCCUUGAUUUGGUUGUUUGGCUGGGAUACAAAGGUUAUAACGAAUACUUUGCAAGACGAAAUGCAAUGUUAUAAUAAAUUCUCGCCAAAUGUGGCACAAUAUUGUGACUCUAUUAAAAGCGAUUUAAAACCUUAUAGUGAUUGCACAUCUAAAGAUAAUGACAAAACUCCUAGUCUCCUCGAACAAUGGCAAAAAGAUAAAAAUGUUGAACACCUUGCGUAUCAUAACGAUAUUUGCCUGCAAAUAUUACUAAUGUUGAAAAUAAGCACUAGUUGUUUACCACCUAGUAAAAGGAUUAUGAAUGGUUUUUCCAUUGGAUUUAUUGAUAUAUGUGAAUCUUAA
Molecule: messenger RNA, 1248 nt
Organism: Dentiscutata erythropus
Lineage: Eukaryota; Fungi; Glomeromycota; Glomeromycetes; Diversisporales; Gigasporaceae
Source: the annotation of a GenBank genome assembly